AUGACUCUCUAUUUUUCAUAUGCAGGGAUAAAUCGAACAGCCUUGAGGGAAAUCAAACUUCUCCAAGAAUUAAGUCACGCUAAUAUUAUAGGUCUUUUGGAUGCUUUUGGUCACAAAUCCAACAUAAGUCUGGUAUUUGAUUUCAUGGAAACAGAUUUAGAGGCUAUAAUAAGGGAUACCAGUCUAGUCUUGACUCCAGCGCACAUAAAGUCUUAUAUGUUGAUGACUCUUCAGGGCUUGGAGUAUUUGCAUCAUCUCUGGAUCCUGCAUAGGGAUUUAAAGCCCAACAACUUGUUGCUGGAUGAGAAUGGAGUCCUUAAACUGGCUGAUUUUGGUUUGGCCAAGUCAUUUGGAAGUCCAAACAGAGUUUACACCCAUCAAGUGGUAACAAGGUGGUAUCGGUCUCCAGAGUUGCUAUUUGGUGCUAGAAUGUAUGGUGUUGGUGUUGACAUGUGGGCAGUCGGAUGUAUUUUGGCAGAAUUGCUUCUAAGGGUGCCUUUUCUGCCUGGGGAUUCUGAUUUGGAUCAGCUCACAAGAAUAUUUGAGACAUUGGGUACUCCAACAGAAGAUCAAUGGCCUGGCAUGUCUAACCUACCAGACUAUGUUACCUUUAAAAGCUUUCCAGGAACACAGCUUGAUCAGAUAUUCACUGCUGCAGGGGAUGACCUGCUUGAACUUUUACAAGGUUUAUUCACGUUUAACCCCUGUGCUCGGUACACAGCCUCACAGGCACUAAGGAAAAAAAUAUUUUAGUAAUAGACCAGCACCAACACCUGGACAUUCGCUGCCAAGACCAAACUGCUCAGUAGAGGCAUUAAAAGAGCAACAAAAUCUUACUCUAGGCAUUAAGAGAAAACGAGUGGAAGGUGCAGAACAA
This is a messenger RNA of Staurois parvus, 877 nucleotides long. The record is from the annotation of a GenBank genome assembly. Lineage: Eukaryota; Metazoa; Chordata; Amphibia; Anura; Ranidae.